UUUGCUUGUGGGCGCAUUUUGUGGUCUCUUCUUGGUCCUGGGUGCGUUUUGAGAUGCCUGAGCCAGCCAAGUCCGCUCCUGCUCCUAAGAAGGGGUCUAAGAAGGCGGUGACCAAGGCGCAGAAGAAGGAUGGCAAGAAGCGCAAACGCAGCCGCAAGGAGAGCUACUCCGUGUACGUGUACAAGGUGCUGAAGCAGGUCCACCCGGACACCGGCAUCUCGUCCAAGGCCAUGGGCAUCAUGAACUCCUUCGUCAACGACAUCUUCGAGCGCAUCGCGGGCGAGGCGUCGCGCUUGGCUCAUUACAACAAGCGCUCGACCAUCACAUCCAGGGAGAUCCAGACGGCCGUGCGCCUGCUGCUGCCCGGGGAGCUGGCCAAACACGCGGUGUCCGAGGGCACCAAGGCCGUCACCAAGUACACCAGCUCCAAGUAAAUUUCGUCAUGUGAAACAACGCAAAUAAUUCAAGGCUCUUUUAAGAG
Messenger RNA from Cervus elaphus (red deer), 481 nucleotides. Its product is annotated as histone H2B type 1-C/E/F/G/I. Gene Ontology annotation, molecular function: structural constituent of chromatin; DNA binding; protein heterodimerization activity. The transcript has a single exon. Bases 54 to 434 code for a protein of 126 amino acids. NCBI's taxonomy places the organism in Eukaryota, Metazoa, Chordata, Mammalia, Artiodactyla, Cervidae. The record is from RefSeq and is a predicted model, not a curated record. Gene Ontology annotation, cellular component: nucleosome.